UUAUGACUCAUUCGUUGUCAUUCGAUUCGUUCAUUCACAAGUGAAGCGCUGUUUCGGGCAGACGGACAUUAUUCUUAAGUAAAUGUUAAUAGAAUUUCUUUUCUUAUCCAGAAAUAAUGUCUGCUGAAGUAUGUCGAUAGACUGCCUAGUGAAAAAGCAAAGAAAAAUGUAACAAAUCGAAGUGAUUUUUCACCGGCUCAAUGUUUUUGACCAACAAAAAGUUAGAUGUUAAAUUUUUCCUAUGGGGUCUGUUCCUGCUGCAAAUAUUUUUGAUAUCGAUGUUCCUGGCUUUUGGAUCGCUUUUGGUCAGCAGUAUCCAGCAGGAUGAGACGAUCAGCAACGACGGGCCUGUGGGCCAUCUACUGGCAGCAUCGAAGGGUGUUAUCCCUUCGACAUCUUCCUGGUUCAAUGUGAAAUUCAUCAGCAACCAAAGUGCUACCCUGACUACACUGAAUGAAGACCCAACGAUAUCUCGGCAAGAAGUCCAACACCUGAGGCACCCACGGUUCAAACCAGUGCGGCUUAGGGCGGUCCCCACCCCGGACAAAUACAACCAAUAUUACAGGUCAAUAUAUUAUCACGAUGGCUACCGGGAGCAACAGAGACUGUGCUUCAUCGAGGGCACCCUCUUUCCGGAAGCAAAGCCAACGGCGCAGAAAUCGGUAUUGCCUGCGGGGACACCACGUACGAAGCAAACUAAUGAGACUGAUCUGGAAACAGGCAAAUUAGACAUAGAUGUGAGAGAGUUGGAAGAGCAGGUAAUUGAGCGUGUAGAUGAACCGGAGAAUGAAGUACUCUUUGAUGGUCGCUGCCAGUGUGCGCCAGAGUGGCAUGGGCCGGAUUGCGGCCUGCCGGAAGUGCUCUGGAGAGCGUUCAUAGCGUCAAAGAUCCCACCUAGAAAUCAAACGGCCGCGCCUCGGAAGGUACCCAAACGAGUUUUUUACAUCAUCGAUACUAACUUUAUCAGUGUGGAAGUGCUGGAGGUUCAGAUUAUGGAACUGAUCGAAAUCGUCAGCUUGUUUGUGUUGUGUGAUAGGCAAGUUUCGGUGGUUGAAGGAAUGAAAAGUGAAACUUACUCCAUAGGGGCUCAUAUGAAAAGUACUGAUUUUCUGAAGAAAACACAAGAAAGAAUUCUACUGCUGGAAGAUCCCAGUUGUAGUGGGAAGAACAUUUUUCGCAAAAUGAAAAAAUAUGUCAGAAAAAACGAUAUGCAUCCGGAAGAUAUUCUACUGUACAGCCAAACAGACGAGAUUUUAAACCGGCGGGCAGUCAAUUAUUUCCGUUGGUACGACAAUUGGCCGCAGCCGGUUAAGUUUCGACUGAAGUACAACGUAUUCGGCUUUUUCUGGCAACAUCCGGAAAAUACCAGAAUUGGGGGGGUUGCCUGUCAAUUAAGUACAGUAGACGAAGCUUAUCGGUCCGACCCGGAAGCCCUCCUGGGGAUCGAUAAACCAGUGAUGAUAAUCGGUGAUCUGAAUCAUUAUGGUGGAUGGUACUGCCGCCACUGUUACCAACCAAUAGAUAUAGUGAAAUAUUUAGAAUUCAUGGCUUUAGGUAAUACUACUAGCAGAGAUAGCUUUAGUGAAGCUAACCAAUCGUCAUAUCUUCCUGACCCGAAAAAAAGCAACGUUAUGAAUGAAGAGUACGUUCAAAAUCUGAUCGCCAGUGGGAAGUACUUUGACGGGAAAAUAAAUCUAGUGAAACUACAACGCCACACAGACAAGUACUAUGCACCGGAGUAUGUUCGCAAGAACAGCUGGCGGUUUGAUAAUAUCGUCAUAAAUCUGUUCGCACGCUGGGAGGACAGUGUAAUUGAUGACGAAUAUUUUAGCUAAGCAGGAAAUAUACAGCGUCAGCAAGAGUCAACACCAUAAUCAAGCACAACAUAAUCAACUCAGAAAACAUUAAACUUCCUAUCGUAUACUCAUCACAAAACCAUACAGCAUGCAGUUCGGUAAUAGUGAAUAACAACAGCAUAGCCAAAAUUUUCUACCCCAUUCAAUACUCUAAUCGUAAUCUCACAAGAGCGAGCUUGGUAUGUGUGCAGGGGAUAGUUGAAAACGCAUCUUUCAACUUAGAAUGUAAUACAUACACAAAUGGAACUAAAUUAUUGCUUAGAUAGUGCACCAUUAACAAAAAUUUGCCUGUUUUCAUAUAGAUUUGAAAUGAACUAUUUUUAGACAAAAUAAUCGGCACAGAAAAACAUAACAAAAAAGUAUUUUGUAUCGCAAAUAAAAAAUGAAAUUGGUAACACUUUUCAACUCGAUUAUACUUAAAAUAUAUUAGCCGAUUCUAGGUUAUCAAUGAACUAGUAGAUUUUUUUUUCGCAACGUCUGAUUAUUGAUUUGGCUGACUUAAGUACGAAAUCGUGCGUAUUGUGAUUAUGCUUCCUUUUGUUUGGUCUGAAUAAAUG
Wyeomyia smithii (pitcher-plant mosquito) is the source of this 2413-nucleotide messenger RNA. Its product is annotated as beta-1,4-mannosyl-glycoprotein 4-beta-N-acetylglucosaminyltransferase. Gene Ontology annotation, molecular function: beta-1,4-mannosylglycoprotein 4-beta-N-acetylglucosaminyltransferase activity. Bases 201 to 1835 code for a protein of 544 amino acids. NCBI's taxonomy places the organism in Eukaryota, Metazoa, Arthropoda, Insecta, Diptera, Culicidae. Gene Ontology annotation, cellular component: membrane. Gene Ontology annotation, biological process: protein N-linked glycosylation; N-acetylglucosamine metabolic process. The record is from RefSeq and is a predicted model, not a curated record. The transcript is spliced from 2 exons.